Molecule: messenger RNA, 1789 nt
Organism: Myotis brandtii (Brandt's bat)
Lineage: Eukaryota; Metazoa; Chordata; Mammalia; Chiroptera; Vespertilionidae
Gene: MAP6
Product: microtubule-associated protein 6
Exons: 4
Coding region: 139-1650 (503 amino acids)
Biological process (GO): microtubule cytoskeleton organization; cytoskeleton-dependent intracellular transport; positive regulation of axonogenesis
Cellular component (GO): dendrite; cis-Golgi network; microtubule
Molecular function (GO): calmodulin binding; microtubule binding
Source: RefSeq, a predicted model, not a curated record
GCCCUCAACAGGCAGAUCCGCGAGGAGGUGGCGAGUGCCGUGGGCAGCUCCUACAGGAAUGAAUUCAGAGCAUGGACGGACAUCAAGCCUGUGAAACCAAUAAAAGCGAAGCUCCAGUACAAGCCCCCCGAUGAUAAGAUGGCUCACGAGACCAGCUACAGUGCCCAGUUCAAAGGGGAAGCCAACAAGCCAACACCAGCUGACAAUAAGUUCAUUGAGCGCAGAAGAAUACGCAGCCUCUACAGCGAACCUUUCAAGGAAUGCCCAAAGGUGGAAAAAACUAGUGUUCAGAGUUCCAAACCAAAAAAGACCUCAGCGAGCCACAAGGCCCCGAGGAAGGCCAAAGACAAGCAGGUGGUGUCGGGCCGGGCCUUCAAGAAAAAGAGCGCGGAGGGCCCCAGCGCCGCCCAAGCCCAACCCGACGACAAGGAGCAAAGUAAAGAGAUGAACAAUAAACUGGCUGAGGCGAAAGAGAGCCAGGUCCAUCCCACCAGUGACUCACAUAAGAAUCGAGGUCCUGUAGCCACAGAGCCAGACAAGAAACAAGGUCCCGUGGGCCUGGGGCCUCUGAAAGAUCAAGGCCCUGUGAUCCAAGAGCCACGAAAGGAUCAAGGCCCUGCUGUUCCAAAGUCUCUAAAGGAUCAAGCUCCUGCGGUCCCAAGGCCUCUGAAGGAUCAAGCUCCUGCGGUCCCAAGGCCUCUGAAGGAUCAAACUCCUGGGGUCCCAGGGCCUCUGAAGGAUCAAGCUCCUGGGGUCCCAGGGCCUCUGAAGGAUCAAGCUCCUGGGGUCCCAGGGCCUCUGAAGGAUCAAGCUCCUGGGGUCCCAGGGCCUCUGAAGGAUCAAGCUCCUGGGGUCCCAGGGCCUCUGAAGGAUCAAGCUCCUGGGGUCCCAGGGCCUCUGAAGGAUCAAGCUCCUGGGGUCCCAGGGCCUCUGAAGGAUAAAGCUUCCAUGGUCCCCACAGCAGUUAAGAAUCAAGAUCACACGGUCCCUGGGCCUUUAAAGAAUGAAGGUUCUGGGAUCUCAGCACCAGUCAAGGACCAAGGUUCCUUGUUCCCGUUGUCUCUAAAUAAUCAAAUGGUUCCAGCAAGAGUUAAGGAUCAAGGUUCCAUGGUACUAGAGACUCCAAAGGAUCCAGGUCCUGUGGCCCCAGCACCUGUCAAGGAUCAGGGUCCUAUGGUCCCAGAGCAUCUAAAGGAUCGAAGUGCCAUGCUCAUAGCACCUGUAAAGAAAGAAGGUCCUAUGCUCUCUGAGCCUGCAAAGAACCAAGGUUCAGUGGUUCCAGAGCCAGUCAAGGGUCAGGGUGGCGUGGCCCCAGAGCUUCUGAAGGGUCAUGAUUCUGUAGUUGUAAAGAAUCAAGGUUCUAUGGUCCCAGAACGAGUCAAGGAUCGGGGCACUGUGAUCCCCGAGCCCCCAAAGAACCAAGGUCCUGUGGUCCUUGAGCCUGUGAAGAAUCCAGUUCCUAUCAUCUCGGUGCCUCUGAAAGAUCAAGAUCCUCUAGUGCCACCACCAGCCAAGGACCAAGGUCCUGUGGUCCCUGGACCUCUGAAGACUCAAGGUCCAAAGGGCCCGCAGCUGUCCACUGUCUCACCUCCACCCCCAGUCACGAUCCCAACUGUCCCCCAUGCAGAAUAUAUUGAGAGCUCCCCUUGACACUCACCCCUUGACACCAAGGAAAGAGGUGGCAGUGAAAGUGCUCCCUCCCCAGGGUAGCAAAGUCUCACAUUUAAUCUGCAUGAAACAGUAUUGUAUAGUCUUGCUGGAAUCUAAUAAAACAAAUCCCUCUGGCUUA